Galendromus occidentalis (western predatory mite) is the source of this 1718-nucleotide messenger RNA. RefSeq lists its product as uncharacterized. The record is from RefSeq and is a predicted model, not a curated record. The transcript is spliced from 9 exons. Gene Ontology annotation, biological process: transmembrane transport. NCBI's taxonomy places the organism in Eukaryota, Metazoa, Arthropoda, Arachnida, Mesostigmata, Phytoseiidae. Gene Ontology annotation, cellular component: membrane. Gene Ontology annotation, molecular function: transmembrane transporter activity. The coding region runs from base 1 to 1356 and encodes 451 amino acids.
AUGGAACACAUUCUGCUCCUAUACUUGUCGGCAUCCGCUUUAUCCCGAAUUAAUCUCAAGCAGGCUUUCCGUAUCAAGCAAUGCUUAUCCGUCCUCAAGUUGAACGAAACUCAAUGCGAAGAGCUGCUCAGAUUGGAGGAUGUCAAAGCGGAUGAUCUCAAGAAAACGUCGGAUGCACUGAUAGAUGCCCGCUUGGGAGUCGAAUACGCCGCAGGCACGAUUUUGGUUUUCCUCUUGAGUCAGUACCUCGUGAAAUAUGGAGUGAAGCACGCAGCCUUAUUGUGUCUCAUCGGAUCGUGGCUGGCAAACGCGUUGAUCUAUAUUACAAUCUAUUUCGUCGAGGUCGAUACCUCCUUCACUUUCCUGGCCGCAGUGCCGCUCGCUGUUUCAGGUGGCGAGAUCCUGAUGUCUACGAUCACCUGUACCCACAUAGGGACUUCCUCCAUUGGAAACGCUCGCCGUUGGAGAUUUGUCUGCUACCAGUUCUGCUUGUUGUUUCCCGAAAUGGUGGCCCAAACGCUCGAUGUGUACCUGCUAUCCGCCGCGGACCAUCGAUAUAUUGGGCUGUGGGCUAUGGGCAUCCUUUCCGCAGCCGUUAUCCUGAGUUUCUUCUUCUCGGAGGUAUAUGCGGAGGGUUUCGAGUCCCAUUCGGUCAAACAACGCAUCAAAUGCUCCAUGGGUCUCGUGAGCCUCAACGAGACAAUCAUGUGCUUCACCAGAAAGCGACCGUGCAGAGGCCGGAUUCAGCUCUGCUUACUUAUAUGCUUCCUGUCCACGGUCCCAUUUUAUUUCGAUUUUUUCAGCGAAGUACGAGCCGCCUUCAUGUCGGACUCCUUCGGCUGGGAUUCGACUCAGUUUGCGAGAGUGUCAUUGGUCGCGCUCGGAUUUUCAUAUCUAUUCGGCGUGAUCGUCAGCACGGUGCUGACGAGAUGUGUCCGACCGUUGGAUCCCACGGUGGCCGUCUUCGGCUUCGCUUGUCUAGCCUUUAGCUUCGUAUUUCUGCUGAAUACAGUAUUCACAGUGAUAUGCUACUACGGAGCUGUGACACUCUUGACAAUGCCGAUAUUGGGACUGGCGGCUCUUCGUUCUCACCUGUGCCAACUUGUCGAAAAAGCCGAGAUCGCACCCAUUUUUGCUCUCAUAUGCGCCUCGGAAAGAAUCUCGCACGUUGUUGCUAAUCGUUUGUGGAAGCUCAUCAUCGUACUUAAUCGCCCACACCUAAGUUUUGUGGUAGUUUCCGUGAGUCAGCUUGUCUACACUAUGAUCCCGUUCUACGGAUCAUCGUUCAUGGUGUCCACGACCCGGGACUACGGAUACCCAGCCCACAUUUACAACCCGCCUCUGGUUGUCUUCUAAAAAUCUUGUGGCAAUCUAGAUAUCCCGUGAAAACUAAGAUCCGGCAACAAGUAGCCUGUAUUCGUGAUGCUGAACUUGGUGGUCUAAGAUAUCUCAGGAAUCGUUCCCAAAUGAUUGAUUGAGGAUGAGCUCGGGAAGGGUUUCCUCGCACGAGGCACCAGGAUUCGUGCAUGAUGAUGACUCGAGUUCGAGACUUGAGUAGCCUGGUAAACCGCUCGGAUCCCCUCUGUGUGCUGCGUCGCCAACCAUCAUUCACCAGCGCAACAUGAGGAGAACUGAAUCUGAUGGAAAAAAAUUGUAAUAGAUAAGUAUCCCAGCCAGGAAUCCCGCUACUGCUCGGACUGGUGUCGGGAGAAGUGAAG